GACCACUAAAGCGUGCGGUUGACGACGCGGUUAAACGCGGCUAAAAAAUUACAAUUUCGUUAUUUUCAGUGUUUUUGCUAUAUCUAACAAAGUGAUGCCAAUUCUACUCGCAAAUAAUAGGCAAAAAAUUACAACACAGACACAUAUAUAGAAUUGUGAGUUAUUGUGAAAAGUAUUGUGAGAAGAAAAAGAAGAAGCACGAGCUAAAAAUAGAAAUAAAAUCGAAAAGAAAAACAAAACCAAACAAAGCAAAUAAAAAGUCAACGUGUAAAAAAAUUUGAAGAGCAGCAUUAACUGCGCUCACAGCAUCCGAACUAGCGAACUGUACAGCAAUAUGCCGGCCUUAAAGGCCAAGCAGCAACAAAAACAAACACAUCAACAGCAAUAUGAGCUAUCGCUACAACAACUGCAACAAACAAAACAGCUGCUGCUGCUAGAAGAGCAAAAAUACGCGCAAACCAAGCAAAACCAAGAAGUUAAGAACUGGUUCUUACCAUCGAAAGCCACUACAAUAACAGCACUGGUCACUACUAAACCAAAAACAACCAUAAUUACCGCGAUGAUCAGUAGUGGCAAAAAAAUGAGCAUUAACGGUGGCAGCAUCACCAGCAACAGCGGCAGCGUCAGUGGUGUUCGCCGUUGUUGUCGCAGCAAACGCUCAUCAUCGCUACUCACCAUUGCGCUGCUGUUGCUUGUCUCUGUAUUCGCUGUCGUCUCGGCAGCCGGCAGCAAUGGUAACGGCGGUGGCGCAUCUGUGCGUACCGGCGCCACUAAUUCACGUCUGCCCCGCACGAGUGCAAGUCAGCUCAAUAGCGGCAGCAAUGGCGGUCUAGGAGGCGGUGGAGUUGGCGGUGGCGGCAGCAGCAACAGCUUCAAGUUGGCCGCAAAAACGCUAAACAACACACGCAACGGAAAUUUGCGAACAAG
Rhagoletis pomonella (apple maggot) is the source of this 927-nucleotide messenger RNA. RefSeq lists its product as uncharacterized. The record is from RefSeq and is a predicted model, not a curated record. The transcript is spliced from 2 exons. The annotation marks the transcript as partial. NCBI's taxonomy places the organism in Eukaryota, Metazoa, Arthropoda, Insecta, Diptera, Tephritidae.